Messenger RNA from Chenopodium quinoa (quinoa), 1072 nucleotides. RefSeq lists its product as uncharacterized. Lineage: Eukaryota; Viridiplantae; Streptophyta; Magnoliopsida; Caryophyllales; Amaranthaceae. The record is from RefSeq and is a predicted model, not a curated record. The coding region runs from base 231 to 830 and encodes 199 amino acids. The transcript is spliced from 7 exons.
UAACUAUUGCCACGUCGGAUGCUGAUCCAAUCAUCUUGAUCCAACAGUCUUAACAUCAAAAGCAUCCCAAAAAGAUUGGACCAAAAACCCAGUAUUACAAAUACUAGUACGAACAUUACAAACCAUUCAACAAUUUUCACAUAAUUUGAUCAACUUUUUUUCCCAUAAUCUUGAACCCAGACAACCCAGAAAAAGAUAAUCAAAUUCAGUGAAGAAGAAGAAGAAAAACGAUGUCGUUCAGUUCAUCUUUAGCAAGUCCUCAAUCUCUGACACUCUUUUCCAAAUCCUUUAAUGGACAACUGCAACAUAGGCGGGCUUCUCCCCGUUUCAGAGCUUCUGCUGAUAUCCCUGAUUUUCUCUCUGCUGAUUGGCUUGAAGCUCGCAAGAAGAAGCCUUUCGGUCCAACUCUACAUUUUAGUGCAGAGGAAGCUGUUAGUCAGCAGCUAGAUGCCCUGAAGUACAAUGAUCAACCUCGUCAAGAUUAUGGGAUUGAGGUUAUGUAUAGGUUUGCUGGAUUUGAUCCUUUUGAAAGAUCUACUUAUUUCGGACCACACUUUGAUUUAGGGCAGUUUGAACGCUUCAGGCGAAUUUUUCACCAUUCCAGCUACCGAGUGUUGCUUGGCCACAAGGAAAGGAAAAUAUUGAGCAGCUUAUUGGUUAAGGAGAAUCGCUUCAAGCAACGAGUUUGGGUGCAAGGAGCUCGUCCAGCUGAAGAAGAGAUAUUUGAAUUUACCAUGGUGCAGAGGCUUGGUGGUUCCUGGGAUGGUUACUGGCUCACUGAGACUCUACAUCAUGAUGGAGACAGCUUCUCCGGUGGUAUGGCUUAUUGAACAACCCUCUUGAGAGAGUCGAGACAUAUGGUGGCACAUAAUUGCUGCAAUGUGAUUACUCCUUGUCAACUCUUAACAAAGCAUGGUAUUACAGUGUUGUCUCACCUUCAGAAUUUGUAAUUUUGUACAUAAAAACGUCCAAACUGUUUUACUUGUUCUGCUAAAUUAUACUUGUAAAUUGUUACCCUUGUGAAUAAAGCAAUAGUGUGGCCUGGCUUCCUCUUCGAGUAUUUGCUAUUAUC